AUGCGUCACUUUCCUUUCUCCAAUUUGGCACUUUAUGCAUUCUUCGCCUGUGCGGCCAGCCAAGUUGACCCGGCUCCUUCUUCCUCCUAUUCUUCCUGUGCAACUGACCCGACUCUCAAGUCAUGCUGCGCUUCGGGGACCGCGAGCGGAACGGUCUGCGUUGAUGGCGAGGUCUAUACAUAUACCUGUGGCAAAUGGGCGGGUCGGUAUUCAAUGCACGAGGGCCUGGCUGGGUCUCAAUGCAUGCAGGAAUGCAGCCGCGACCCCCGCUGCUACUGGGCCAGCUGGGACACGACGCUUCAGAACUGUUAUCUAGGCGAUAAAGAUGUCACCACUGGCAGCGAUGACACCUAUAUCCUGCUGCAAAAGAGUGGCCCGGGUCAAUGUAGCGGUGGCCAUGACUGCAAGCACGAGAUCGAGCAAGCCAAGGAGGAGUGCAGCAAGCAUUGCAAGACUCAAACCGAGCAAAUCAAGGAGCAGUGCACCAAAGACUGCCAGGGCCAGAUCGAGCAAGCCAAGGAGCAGUGCACCAAGGAUUGCAACUCCCAGAUUGAUCAGGCUGUGGCGCAAUGCAAUGCGGACAGGUCUGCCUGCACGCAGAAGCUGUCGAACUGCGAGCAUGACGGCGCGACCUGCGACAGCCGGUUGAAAGAUGCGUUGGCCGAGCGAGACAAGCAGACCGCCGCGCUCCAGCAGGCUCAGGCGGCCACGGACGAGUGCAACCGCAAGCUGACGCAGUGCGAGGCGGAGCCCAAGGGCGACAUCACCAAGUGCAAUGCAGAAAAGAAAGCCUGCGAGGAUGCCAAAGCGCAGCUGCAGAAGGCACUCGACGAGGCGAGGGCUCAGAUCCAGAUCAUCACCACUAGACGAGGCACGCGCAUCAAAGAUCCUUUGUCCAAGGAGAACCAGGAUCUGGUCGAGGCUGUCACGAAUGCGCACUUGGAUGGGCUCUGCAGGGAUAACAGGCUCAAUGCAAUGACUUUCACCACACUCAAUCCCGACAAGACCUGGAAUGAGUGGGAGAUCCUGUGUAACUAUUAUUGCGAAACCAAGUCCGUCCAGGACACGCAGAAGAAUUGCGACGCGGGCGACAACGUAGUCGCCCACUUGCAGCAGCAGCAGGACAAGUCAGAGUUCUAUGGGUUCUGGUGGAGCACUGAUGGGAGAUGCCUUCCCUUGUUCGCCAGCGCCGAUUACGCCUGGCCGGAGUGCUGGCGAAACAGCGAGGCUCGAGUGUCAAGCCCCCGCUACCACCUGGUACGGAGGAUCAAGGCCUUUUACUGA
This is a messenger RNA of Aspergillus aculeatinus CBS 121060, 1284 nucleotides long. RefSeq lists its product as uncharacterized. The record is from RefSeq and is a predicted model, not a curated record. The transcript has a single exon. NCBI's taxonomy places the organism in Eukaryota, Fungi, Ascomycota, Eurotiomycetes, Eurotiales, Aspergillaceae. The coding region runs from base 1 to 1284 and encodes 427 amino acids.